CCCAAUGAGCGGCGCUGGGGGCGGAGCAGCAGCUUAUAAAGGCGGCAGGCGGCGGCUCCUCCGGAUCACACACAGCAGAGUCUUCGUUGCUGGUUUGUGCUCUGCAGAGAACGAUGUCUGGACGCGGCAAACAAGGAGGCAAAGUGCGGGCUAAGGCCAAGACCCGCUCAUCCCGGGCAGGGCUCCAGUUCCCGGUCGGCCGUGUGCACAGGCUCCUCCGCAAGGGCAACUACGCCCAGAGGGUGGGCGCCGGCGCUCCCGUCUACUUGGCCGCUGUGCUCGAGUAUCUCACCGCCGAGAUCCUGGAGCUGGCCGGCAAUGCCGCCCGCGACAACAAGAAGACCCGCAUCAUCCCCCGUCACCUGCAGCUGGCCGUGCGCAACGACGAGGAGCUCAACAAGCUGCUGGGCGGAGUCACCAUCGCCCAGGGCGGCGUCCUGCCCAACAUCCAGGCCGUGCUGCUGCCCAAGAAGACCGAGAGCAGCAAGCCGGCCAAGAGCAAGUGAGCCCGGCUCUGCCCCGCCCCAAACCAAAGGCUCUUCUAAGAGCCGCCCACAUGGUCUGUACGACUGAGCUGGCGAUGCCGCUGAUCUCCGCUGUGGAGGCGUC
Bufo gargarizans (Asiatic toad) is the source of this 609-nucleotide messenger RNA. RefSeq names its product histone H2A type 1-like. The record is from RefSeq and is a predicted model, not a curated record. Lineage: Eukaryota; Metazoa; Chordata; Amphibia; Anura; Bufonidae. The transcript has a single exon. Gene Ontology annotation, molecular function: structural constituent of chromatin; protein heterodimerization activity; DNA binding. Bases 114 to 506 code for a protein of 130 amino acids. Gene Ontology annotation, cellular component: nucleosome.